Messenger RNA from Toxotes jaculatrix (banded archerfish), 749 nucleotides. RefSeq names its product BRICK1 subunit of SCAR/WAVE actin nucleating complex (gene brk1). Gene Ontology annotation, biological process: cell motility; regulation of actin polymerization or depolymerization; actin filament organization. Lineage: Eukaryota; Metazoa; Chordata; Actinopteri; Toxotidae. The transcript has 3 exons. The record is from RefSeq and is a predicted model, not a curated record. The coding region runs from base 42 to 269 and encodes 75 amino acids. Gene Ontology annotation, molecular function: protein-containing complex binding. Gene Ontology annotation, cellular component: SCAR complex.
AUGCUUGAUUGAAUGCUACGCUGAGCUGCGUCUCAUCCAACAUGGCUGGUCAGGAAGAUCCAGUGCAAAGAGAGAUUCACCAAGACUGGGCGAAUCGAGAGUAUAUAGAAGUAAUUACGAGCAGUAUCAAAAAAAUCGCCGACUUUCUUAACUCUUUCGAUAUGUCGUGUCGAUCCCGUUUGGCUACUCUCAAUGAGAAGCUGACAGCGUUGGAGAGGAGAAUUGAAUACAUUGAGGCAAGGGUGACAAAAGGAGAGACCCUGACCUAAAACUCAUAGUGGAAAUUCAUAGUAUCCUAGAGCUACCUGCCCACUCUACCACCCUGAAUUCUUGGAAUAAGUGUGAUGGAUUCCACCCUGCUUUUUCGGGCCAUGUGGACCAUUUUUAUAUUAAAUUGCUGAGUUUUGUGUUAUUUUAUCUCAUGACGCAUUUAUAAAGAAGAUGUGGGUUUGUCUUUGGCGUCAGUGAUUCAGGCAAAAUCAUUGUUACAAAAUAAAAAUAAGAUCCAUAAGUAUUGCUUUCAAAAAUGUUGUGGAGCUAAGUUAUGGAUCUGGUAUCAGCACAAUUUGUUGGCCAUUUGUGUUGAAUACAGUAUCAUUACCACAUCAGAGAUAUAUGAAAGGGGAACAUUCUUGUGUGCCAUGUUGAACAAGUAAUUGUGUAGUCAUCUUUAUCAAGGACCUGCUUGUACAGUGAACUGUUUGGUGAUGUUUCAAGAUUUAAAUACUGUAAUAAAUGAUGAACAAUGA